AUGGACAAUGUUCCUAAUGUCGACAACAAAGGCAUAGAGGAAAUCGACAUAAUGUUGAAGGAUGCCGCCCCAAAGCUGGACAAAAUGUGGUGGCAUUAUCCACACCUUCGCCAAUUAAAUUUAUUCUUAGCUGGUGCGAUCCUUGUUCAAGCUACCAACGGCUACGACGGUAGUAUGCUUAAUGGUCUUCAAUCCCUUGGAGCUUGGGAAAACUAUUUUAAUCACCCACAAGGCGCUAGUCUUGGAACACUAUCAAGUGGAACCACCUUUGGUGUCCUUCUUGUUCUCUUCCCUGCGUCGUACUUAUGCGACAGGUUCGGUAGACGCUGGCCGAUUAUUGCUGGUUCAAUACUCACUAUCAUUGGCGCCAUUAUUCAAAGUGUUGCUCAAAACUUUGGUAUGUUUUGGGUAGGUCGAUUUAUCAUUGGAAUGGGUCUUGGACUUAUGAACACCACCUCUCCAAUGUUACUCGCCGAGACUGCUUAUCCUACGCAGCGAUCUGUCCUUACUUCUCUCUAUGAAACAUCUUUUCCCUUCGGUGCCUUGAUUGGUGCCUUGAUUACCUUCGGAUCAUAUUACAUCAAUUCUACGUGGGCUUGGAGAUUACCUAGUCUUCUACAGUGCUUCCCUGCAUUUUUCCAAAUUGUUCUCCUUUACUUUUGCCCUGAGUCCCCAAGAUGGCUUGUGGCACACGGUAGAAUUGAAGAGGCUCGCGCUGUGCUCGUCAAAUACCAUGGUGGAGGUGAUGAAGAUUCCCUACUAGUACGUGUCGAAUUGGCUGAGAUUCGGGCUGCUUUGCAAUCAGAUACCAUCAAGAAAUCUGGAAGAUGGAGCCAAUGGUUGAAGACAAAAGGAAACCGUCACCGACUCGCCAUCAUCAUGUUCAUUCCUGUUAUGACACAGCUAUCUGGAAAUGCCGUUAUCAGUUACUAUUUGCAUUUAAUUCUCAACGGCAUCAAUAUUACCACAACCAAAGAUCAACUCGUCAUCAAUGCUACCCUAUUGGUUCUUGAACUUUUCGCAGCUGUUGCCAUCGCUUCAUAUUGCGAAAUGUUUGGUCGUCGUCGUUUCUUCAUGAUCGGUGUAGUUGGAAUGCUGGUUUGUUUCAUACCCUGGACUAUUCUAUCCGCUUUGUCACAAGAAGGCAACUUUUCCAAUCCCGGCUAUGGCAUGGGCGUUGUCGCUAUGAUCUACUUAUUCGAAAUACCCUAUCAUGUUGUUGCUCCUUUGGCCAAUCUUUUCUUGACUGAAGUGGCACCUUAUGAACUUCGUUCCAAGGCCUCGGCUAUAUUCCAACUCAUGGGUCAAAUCAUCGGACUUUUCAAUUCCUAUGUAAAUCCUAUUGCCAUGACUGCCAUCGGCUGGAAAUACUACAUUGUUUUCUGUUGUGUAAUCACAUGCGAAUUCAUUGUCGUAUAUUUCUUUUUCCCUGAAACCAAGGGACUCAGUCUUGAGGAAAUUUCUGUAAUUUUUGAAGGAGAAGCGGCUGCUGUUGGGGGUGGUGCUUUUCGCCACGGAGAUGUAGAAGAUCCUGCUGCUGGUCAACAUAAGCAAGUUUCAGAUGAAAAGUUCGGUAUGGAGGAAGACAUUAAAUCCACCUAA
Messenger RNA from Umbelopsis ramanniana AG, 1602 nucleotides. RefSeq lists its product as uncharacterized. The record is from RefSeq and is a predicted model, not a curated record. Gene Ontology annotation, molecular function: carbohydrate:proton symporter activity. Bases 1 to 1602 code for a protein of 533 amino acids. The transcript has a single exon. Lineage: Eukaryota; Fungi; Mucoromycota; Umbelopsidomycetes; Umbelopsidales; Umbelopsidaceae. Gene Ontology annotation, biological process: carbohydrate transport; transmembrane transport. Gene Ontology annotation, cellular component: membrane.